AUGAACGCUGCACGAGGAGCUGCUGCCGCUGCAGCCCUCGCCCUCGGCCUGCCGCUGGUGGCUUGGCCGGCCACCUUUGCCCUCGCCACCCGCCUGCCCGAGUAUGUCCACCUUGUCAAGGCCCGCCCGGGUGCAGCUGCGGCUGCGGCGGCUGCUGCCGCCCUGCCCACUGCUGCCGCCGGCCUCGGCCUCGCCCACGGCUACGGCUGCGGCCUGUUGUCAUCCUCUGCUGCUGCCGCCGCCACCUUUGCCGCCGCCUGGCUCUACGCCGCCACCCGCCUCGUCGACGCCCGCCCCCCGGUCCCUCCCUACACCUCCAUGCUCCCGGCGCAGGCCUCGCCGCGGCUCGCGGUCGUCACCGGCGCCACUUCGGGCAUCGGCGCGGCAUCGGUCAAUGUCCUUGCCCGCGCAGGUCUCCGCGUCAUUUUUACCACCCGCUCUGAAGAACGCGGCGCCCGCCUGGCUGUCCCGGGCUCGGUCACCUACUGCGUCGUUGAUCCCAACGAGCUUGCCCAGGUCGCCGCCUUUGCCGACGCUGUGGUUGCCGCCUCGCGCGGCGAGCGAGCGCCCCUGCUCAGCGACGAGGCCGCAUCCUGGCUGGUCGAUGCCGGCGGCGUCCACAUCCUUGUCAACAACGCCGGCUUUUUCCCGCGCCCCGCCCCGCUCACAGGUGACGGCCUCGAACCGGGAUUCCAGGUCAUGCAUCUCUCGCACCACCUCCUCACUAAGCGGCUAGCCCCGGUCCUGAAAGCUUGCCAAGGGCGCGUCAUCAACGUCGCCUCCGAGGGCCACCACUUUGCCACUCCGCGGACACCUGGCGAGCCGACAAGCGUCUUUGCGCCCGAGCGCAUUGCCGCGCCCACAAAGUCCAGCCUGCUCUCCUACGGCCACAACAAGCUCGCCAACAUCCUCCACACCCGCUACCUGCGCGACGACGGCAUCGCCGCUUUCGCACUUCAUCCUGGCGCCGUCGUCACCUCCAUCUGGACCUUUCCGUACGCGCUCGGCUUUCUCGGUGCGCCGGUGCGGGCCAUCCAGCGUGUCGUCUUUGAUGCCACUGCUUCGCUGGUCAUGAAGACUGCCGAGGAGGGUGUCAGCACCGUUGUCUAUCUUGCUCUUGCUCCGCUCGACCACCUAGACUCGGACCUGUACUGGAUCAACCUCGCCGGCGCCGACGCCACCAUGGCCUCGCCGCUUGCCCGCUCGGCAGACCUCGCCCGCCACCUCGCUGAGCUCUCAGACAUCCUGCUUGCCGAGCGCGGCCUGGAGUAAACCGUGCCUGAUCGCC
Molecule: messenger RNA, 1288 nt
Organism: Thecamonas trahens ATCC 50062
Lineage: Eukaryota; Apusomonadida; Apusomonadidae
Product: retinol dehydrogenase 12
Exons: 1
Coding region: 1-1272 (423 amino acids)
Source: RefSeq, a predicted model, not a curated record